Molecule: messenger RNA, 2206 nt
Organism: Temnothorax curvispinosus
Lineage: Eukaryota; Metazoa; Arthropoda; Insecta; Hymenoptera; Formicidae
Product: para-nitrobenzyl esterase-like
Exons: 8
Coding region: 565-1968 (467 amino acids)
Molecular function (GO): hydrolase activity
Source: RefSeq, a predicted model, not a curated record
AAUCGAUCAAUCACAGUCGAGCGUUCUUUCCGAGCUAAUCUACCAUUCUCGAGAAUGCUCGCUUGUAGUCGAUUCAUUUACUGCCUAAUUUCUACUACGGCUUAAGUUUUUCAUUGUGUCACGACUUCAAGGACGCACACGGAAUAUGAGAAAAAGUGGCGCACUUGAAAUUUUCGUGGUUCAAAUAUUCAAGCAACGCAGAUAUUUUAUUACGUAUAUUGCCAAUAGGCUGUUAUUGAUAAAAUAAAGAAUUAAUAUACCGAGUACAAAAUUCAAGACCCUCAGUUUUGUUUACACGUAAUUAUGAACUUUGUGCUCUCUUCAUAAUUAAUCAUCCGCUUGUUGACGACGUAGAUACAGACGGCGAAAAUAUCCAGCAAUUAAAAUUGUUGCAUACGGAAUGAAAAAGUAUCCUUGAGAUCUGAAGAAUCGAUACGCGCACGUGUCAAUCAUUUAUAUUGAAAAUUUGUCAAUAUUCUCCAUGCAUUCGAUCCGCUACCACCGGAAACAUGGUCCGGCGGCAGAGAUGCCUCAAAAUAUGGUAACAUCGCUGUUCAAGUUGAUAUGAUGACACGAGAAAUGGUAGGCGACGAAGAUUGCCUCUACCUGAACGUAUAUACUAUAGAUAUUAUGAAAAAACGCCCAGUUAUGGUGUGGAUACAUGGUGGCAGUUUUGCCAUGGGUUCCGGUGAUGCCACCUUCUAUGGUCCUGAUUAUAUUGUUCGGAAGGACGUGGUACUGGUUACGCUAAAUUACAGACUAGGGGCUCUCGGUUUCCUGAAUCUCAAUGACAAAGUGGCAACGGGUAAUCAAGGUCUAAAGGAUGUGGUUAUGGCAUUACAAUGGGUCCAGAGAAAUAUAUCACAAUUCGGAGGAGAUCCGAAAAACAUCACUAUUUUUGGCGAAAGUGCUGGUGGAGCUAUCGUGCAUUAUCUAACUCUGUCUCCGUUAGGCAAAGGUUUAUUUCAUAAAGCGAUAUCACAAAGCGGCGUUGCCGCGAAUCCUUGGGCCUUGACUGAGUGGACGAACAAAGCGAUGAACAGAAGUUUUCAACUUGCCGAGAAACUUGGAAAAGCGACAUCAGACCCGAAAGUCGCCUACGAGUUUCUUAAAACAAUUGACGCGAAAAAACUUAUAAAAACCGCACACAAGUUUCUUGCCACGCAAACGGAUCGUCUACAACAUACUAUAAUGUUUACACCAAGUUUAGAUUACGAGUCACCGAAUCCAUUCUUUCCGGAACACCCAUGCAAGUUGAUACAUCGCGGAGUUAAAGUGCCGUUCCUUUUAGGAAAUACCAGUUGCGAAGGGUCUUUUCUCAUAAGCAGUACACUUGUCGGACAAAUAAGCAAGGAAGCUCUUAAACAAAUCAAUUCCGAUUUUAAAAAGACUAUGAUGCCCGGAGUUUUAUCUGCAUUGCCAAAGAUACCGAUCACGGUUGAAGAAUUACGAUUUUUAUAUUUUGGUAACAAAGCAAUAUCAGAAGAAACUCUAAUAAAUUACGCUGAUUUUCUUGGAGAUGCCUUAUUCUACCGUGGUACCAUGGAAGUGAUCGAUAUCCAAAUGAAUUCUGGUGGUUACACGCCAACAUAUUUGUAUAAACUUUCGUAUGAAAGUAAAACUUCCCCCACAAAAAAAAUAAUGAACGUUACACUUCCAGGAGUGGCUCAUGGUGAAGAUAUAUUUUAUUUAUUUCAUCCUCAUAUGAUGAAAGAGUUCAAUUUACCACCACCUGCUCCUGAUUCGAAAGACUCUAAAGUGAUAGAUCGCUUAACGCAGAUGUGGACGAAUUUUGCUAAAACAGGAGAUCCAACGUCUGCUAUUACGAAUUUGAAUCCGAUUAAAUGGACUCCAUUAAAGCACGGAGAUGUAUACGAUUAUUUAAAUAUUGAUAUUGAACCUCGGAUGGAAAUCAUUCGUAAAGGAGAACAGCGCUGCGAUUGGAAGAAUAUGAAACACAAAUUAUAAGAUUCUGUCUGCUAAAAUAUUUACAUUAAAAUUAUGUUUCUUAAUGUCUAUUAAUUUCAUUUUGUGAUAAUUAUUUCUUAAUUUGUGAUAAAUAUGUUAUACCCAGUAUUCAUAAAGAAUUUACAAUGUAUAAUAUGGACAAUAUUAAUAGAUAUUCUUUUCUAUGUACAAUUUGAAAUCGAUUUUUGUUACCGAAAAUGUUAUAUUGAUCAAAAUAAAGUUGGAAUAUACAAAUAAA